AAUAUUUGUAACACCGGGGCAAGGCAUUGUGAUGAGGAGCUGGCAACGGGCGCGUUUAAGGAGUUGGCUGGGAGGGGGAUCAAGAUGACGGGGUUGCAUUAUGAGGCGUUGGUGGAUUGCUAUGCUGAUCAGGGGAAGUUGGAGGAGGCGUUGGAGGUGGCGAGCAUCAAGGCCGAGUCGUACCCCGGGUUGAAGGAGGAGUCGAGGAGUAUACUGAGGUUGUUGGUGAGGGAGCCGGAGAUGGCGAAUAGGGUGUUUGAAAUUUUGGGAGAGUUGAAGGAGAAGGGGAGGAAGGUGCCAGCUUCGGGGCCGGUGGCGCUGUUGGAGUUUGUGGGCUUGCAGGGGGAUAUGGGGGCGUUGGUGGACGCGCUUGAGAGGGUGCAGCCGCUUAUGGAGGGGAGUGAUUGGGGGCUGGGAUACCUGUGUAGACAGGCCAAGACGGCGGAGGAUUGGAACCUGAUUGCUCGGGCCUAUCCGCGGAUCGGCCCAACGAUGACGGUGGGGAAGCCGUUGGUGGCCCUUAAUGAUACGGUGCGCAAUCUUGCGGCUGACAGGGAAGGGGACCUUGACCUGGCGUUUGCGCGGUUGUGGGAUAUGGGGGAGCAUUUGGUCCAAAGAGUCGCCAAGUACCCCACGGACGACACGCUGAUGGCGUUGCUGGAUCGGUGCUACUGGGAGAAGGAUUCCAGAAUUUGGGCCGUCAUUGACUUGGCUAGGGAGAAGGGGAUCCAGGUGGAUGAGACCGACAUGAAGAAGUUGAGCACAAUUCCGAAGCCGGAGAGGUUUUUGUUACUAGCACCCGCAGGCAAGUCUUAG
Molecule: messenger RNA, 816 nt
Organism: Podospora anserina S mat+
Lineage: Eukaryota; Fungi; Ascomycota; Sordariomycetes; Sordariales; Podosporaceae
Exons: 1
Molecular function (GO): protein binding
Source: RefSeq, a predicted model, not a curated record